Tachyglossus aculeatus (Australian echidna) is the source of this 5130-nucleotide messenger RNA. RefSeq names its product heart development protein with EGF like domains 1 (gene HEG1). Gene Ontology annotation, biological process: heart development. The transcript is spliced from 15 exons. The record is from RefSeq and is a predicted model, not a curated record. Bases 87 to 3722 code for a protein of 1211 amino acids. Lineage: Eukaryota; Metazoa; Chordata; Mammalia; Monotremata; Tachyglossidae.
CCGUGGGCCGGACACGUGUCCGGCCGGUGGUAGCCGCGGUCCUCCGCCCGGCGCUCAGUACAGUGUCGGCGCUCAGUAGGUCCCCGAUGGCCCGGCCCCGGCUGCUCCUCCUGCUCCUGCUCCUGCCCGUCCCGGGCCUGUCCCGGGCCUCCCCGCCGGGACCGGACGGCGGUGGACAGCGGGGGACCCGCCCGCCCGGACCGGACCCCGUCACCGGAGAGGGUGUCCUGCCCAGCAGCCCGAUGGCAGUGGGAAGUGGCUUUCUGGCGUGGCCGGCCACCGUGGUCGCCGCGACGGCCGCAGCCGGCGACGGGCACGGGGCCCCAACGCCCGGCGAUGGAGAGGAGACCACCUGGGCCACGCCGGCGGACGGAGCCAGAGAUGGAGCGUCCAGUGCCACCUCGGUGCCCAGCGGUGGAGACCCCAACACCUCAGUUGGCGAUGGUGAUGAGACCCCCAGAUCCACAUCCAUGGCCUCGUCCAGCGAUGGAGCCCCCCACGUCUCAGUGAGUGAUGGAGGCAGAACCACCACAUCGACGUUCGCUCCCGCAGCCAAGGCCAGCGAUGGGACCCCCGACCCCUCAAUCAGCGAUGGGGAUGGGACCCCCAGCACCUCAAUCAGCGAUGGGGAUGGGACCCCCGACCCCUCAAUCAGCGAUGGGGAUGGGACCCCCAGAUCCACGACCAGCGACGGAGCCCCCAGGCCUCUAGUACAGACCGGCGGCGUCUCCACCAUCCCUUCCGGGGCGGCUGAUGUAUUGGACUCAUCCCCGGGGAGACCCCGAUCUACGACCCCCCAAGAAUCGCGCGCUCCGGGGUCCUCCACCCAGCCCCCUCGAGGGGCAGCUCUCACGGCAGCCACGGUCCACGCGGGGCCCAGCACGAGGCAGGAGCCCGGGGCCUCGCCUGCUCUGUCGGACAGGAUAGAGUGGACGCCGGGGUCCCGCGUGACUCGCACCCUGCACUCCUUGACACCCGGCGGGGAGGCCAACGCCACCACCAACCCGCCCACUGGGGCCUCCGGCCUCCCUGCCUCCGCCUGGCCCUCGCCGGCCGGCCGGACCUCGGGCCCCAGUCGCCCCAUCUUGGCGGGGACGGUGGUGGACUUGACUGGACCCCCGACCUCCGGGGCCACGGCUCGGACCCCAACUGGACGCUCCCCAGCGCCAGAAGCCGGGCCGAGAGUAGAGUGGACGCCCCAGGAGCUGCCCGGGGUCAGCCUGACCUCGACGACCCUGCCCAGCCGACAAGAGACCGCUACCCGGCUCCCCGGGGUGACCAGCGCCGCGGCCCCAGGCCCGGCUGAGGGUCCCACGGUCCCGCCGGGCACGUCGGAAGGGCCCAGCCGGAGCUGUGAACCAACGGGCGGCCCGGACGCCGGGGACCACGGUCCGGACGCUGACCCCGCCACCCUGCGCUGCGGGGCGGACGCCGACCCCACGACCCCAUCUCUCCCUUCGGACGCUGACCGACGCCAGGCCUCACGGCCCCACGUGGACGCCUCAUCCACGACCCGGCGGGCAGCGGAGAAGGCGCCGCGGCCCACCAGACACACCGGACCCCUGGGGACGGAGCGGACCCCCGAUGACCGUUCAGUCCACCCCGGCCGGACCGUGGCAGUCACCACUGCUCUGCACCCCCAGACCGGUCACACUCCAGACCCCCUCCCUGGUCCCCCGGGCACCACGGCCUACCCAGGGCCCGGCCCCGGCCUCACGCCAACACAGCCUCCGCCGACCUCUCUCCCCACGCCCCACGAGCAGGCCCGACCAAGCCCACCCCCUGCCUCGUCCCCCCGUCCCGAGACCGGGCCUCCCACCUCUACCUCCCCGUCGGUGCAGGCCCCUUCCCGCUCUGGACCACCUCCGGUGAUGUCCCUCUCCCCAGAACCGGUCAGCGGCACCCCCGGCAACCCACCCCGGGGGACUUCGGCUUCCGAAACCUCCACAGCUCUGGGUCUGCGGGCGGUGUCGACGGUCUGGGGGUCACUGGUCAAGCCCAGCCCAACACCCCCGAUGGGGUCGGCCACCCCAUCCACCCAGCGUCCUUCCCCCUUGCCCACGGCCUCCGAGGAGACCCAUGACCCCCGGGCCUUCACAGCCAUGGGGACCCCCACCUCCUCACCUCCACCUAACACAGAUGGGCCCCCUGCUCUCACCACAGCCCCCCAGAUGCCCCCAACCCGUACCACCCUAACCCCACAUCCUACCCCAACCCUUCCUCCUGGGACCCCAGGAGUGGCUCCGACCCCCCGAGCGACACCUGGGCACCCACCCCCCACCACGAGGCCUGAGAUCCCACCCCCCAUGCCCACAGCCCGGACCCCCGCCCCCUCGGCCAGCCCCCGGCCUCAGACUGAGACCCCACAGUCACCUUCCACCCCCCAAGACCCAGGUGCGGGGGUCUCGGGAGGCCAAACUCCUGCUCCAGGUGCCCCAGAUGUGCCACCUGCACCCCUAACCACGGAGAACGCCCACCCUGCCACCCCACCACCCAAGACGGAGACUUCUCCCUCCAGUCCCACAGGGGCAUCUACCACACUGGACACAGAGCGAGCCUGGUGCCUGUCAAACCCCUGUCCGGCGCCCACCCUGUGCAGCCCCACUCAGGGGGGCUUCGUCUGCUCCUGCCCGGUGGGCUACCAGAUGGAGGAGGGUCUCUGCCGCCUGGUGCGUGCCUUCGUGGGCGUCGUGCGGCUGAGCUCCGACAACGUGUCUGCGGGUCCCGGGCCGGAGGGGCCCGGGGUGCCCUCGGGACUACGCCGCCUGGAGAAGGAGGUCCGCACCCUGCUGAUGGACCUCCUCACCCCGCUGCCGGGGUUUGCCAGCUGCACCGUUCGGGUCACCAGGGAGCCCAGCGGGAUCCUGGUGGUGUGGGUGCAGGCCUCCUUCUCCCUGGCCUCCAGCGUUACCGUGUUCAAGCUGGCCGAGCAGAUGCGGGCCGCCGCCUCCUCCUGUCAGCCCUCCGGUCCUGCCCGGGCCCGGGAGCGGGACCAGGCCACGGACCACUACUGCCACCGACUCGGCUGGUUGGGACAGCUCUUCCAGCCUGGGAGCUUGUGCAGAAGCAAGAAUCCGGCCUGCGACCGGGAGACCGCAGUCUGCUCGGACGUGGACGGGCUGCCCCUCUGCCGCUGUCGGGACGGAUACUUCCAGAUCAGCGAGAUGGACCACUCCUGCAGGGCUUGUGAAGACGGUUUCCGGCUGGAGAACCAGACCUGUGUGAGCUGCCCCUUCGGCCUCGGUGGACUCAACUGUGGCAACCCUUACCAACUGGUCGCCGUGGUGGUCGCAGCUGCGGGGGGUGCCCUGCUGUUGGCCCUAGCCAUCGCCCUCAUCAUUACCUGCUGUCGGAAGAGCAAGAACGACGUGAGCAAACUGUUUGUGAAGAGCAGCGAGUGCCCGCUGUGCCCGUACACGGACAGGGCCGAGGCUGCCCGGGUCCCACCGUGGGGGCGCGAGGCCUUCGAGAUGCACGAAGGCGGCGGGGCCGGAGGAGGUGGCGGCGGAGGCUGCGGAGGGGGAGGCAGCACCAAGAGCCUCCUCAACAUGACCGACGUCUACUACACUCCCGCCCACCUGAGGAGCUCGGACCCAGAGCAGCAGAAUGGUCAGUUCCCGGCCUUCCCUGGCGGCCCCGGCUCCCGGCACUCCUGCGUCUACCCCGGCCAGUACAACCUGUCCUUUGUCAGCGACGACAGCCGCAGGAGAGAUUACUUCUAGUCUCCCGGCCACCAGGAUGCCCUGGCCCCGGGGAUGGUGGCGACCCCGGCCGGGCCGCCUCUUCAGCUCCAGGACGCGCUGACCCCAGGGGAUGGAGAGGCCCGGGCCUGGUGGUUUCCACACCUUGUGGAUUUGCUGUCCGAGAAGACCUUGGGGACCCUGGCCAAGCCAUCCCAGCAGCUCCAUGAAUGAUGCACUGACCCUGGGGACGGUGAGGGGUGGGCCGGAGGGUCUCUUCAGCCGGUGGAUGCGCUGACCGCAGGCAUGGAGGGGGCUGGGUGGUCUCCACACCUCGAGGGCGUGCUGACCCCGCAGAAGGCAGGUCAGGUGGUCUCCUUGCCUUGUGGAUGUGCUGACCCCCGGGAUGGCGGUGAUGGGGAGGACCAGGCCGGGUCAGGGAAGGAGGAUGAGCAACCCUUGGGAAGGGGCCAGAUGUGGGCGGGUGGCUUGCGUCGGACUCCCUCAGGGCCAGUUGGGGGCAAGGAGCUUGGCGGGAGGGGCAUCGGCGGGACCCCUGCCCGGCCAGGUGGGGCCGUGAGCCCUGGGGUGCCCAAGAUGCCCUGCCCAGCUCAGGAGGCCUGGGGGUCUCCCCGGGACGCAGGCCGGGGAAGAGCCCACCCCCCCCCACCCCCCCCUCGGCCUCCCUCUGGGGUCCAAGAUCCAUCCUGGAGCUGGGCCUGCCAUCUCCCCCCAGCCCCAAGCAUGGGAUGGCUGUACUGGCCACCUACUGUGUGCGGAACACUGUACUGGCCACCUGUUAUGUGCAAAGUUCUGUCCCUUAUGCCUAUGUGUGCAGGGCACUGUACUGGCCACCUACUGCAUGGCAGAGCUCCGUCCUGGGCUCCUAUGGUGUGCGAAAGCACUAUUCCGGGCCCUUACUUUGUGCAGAGCACCGCUCUGGGCUCCUACUGUGUGCAGAGCACUGUACCGGACACCCACUGAGUGUGGAGCACUACCCUGGAGCCUACUUUGGGCAGAGCACUGUGCUUGCGCCUACUGUGUGCUGAGCACUGUUGUAAGCACUUGGCACUGUAGAAGAGGAGCGGUCCAGGGCCCCAGUCCCCCAAGGAGCUUCCUUUGGUUCGGUGUCGGGCAGGCGGGGAAGAACAAGGUCCGCGAUGCCCCCGUCCCCCAAAUCGCCCCAUUUCGGCCCUCGCUGUGCGGGUCUGCUGUCCGUGUACGCAUGCCGUGUGCACGCCGUGUGCACGCCGUGUGCACGCCGUGUGCACGGGAGGGCGGGUGUGAAUCCAGUCCGUGCGGGUUAUUUAAACCACGUGUCACCCCCACCCCCCCACAGGGCAUGAAUUAGGGCCGGGGUCUGCCCUGGUGGGUCCUGGGGAAGGUCUUCUGGCGUUCUAGUCAGAGCCAAUAAAACCGAAACACCAGUCAGUUUGGCUUUUUUAAAAAU